Molecule: messenger RNA, 2875 nt
Organism: Propithecus coquereli (Coquerel's sifaka)
Lineage: Eukaryota; Metazoa; Chordata; Mammalia; Primates; Indriidae
Gene: GRAMD1B
Product: GRAM domain containing 1B
Exons: 21
Coding region: 518-2755 (745 amino acids)
Biological process (GO): intracellular sterol transport
Cellular component (GO): plasma membrane; endoplasmic reticulum-plasma membrane contact site; endoplasmic reticulum membrane
Molecular function (GO): sterol binding; sterol transfer activity
Source: RefSeq, a predicted model, not a curated record
AGAUUAUAUGGAGCUGCGGGAGCUGCCGCCUGGGGGAAGAGAGGUGCAGGUUCUGCUAGAUUUGUGCGGUUCUUCUCCCGGGCUCUGCUUGGCUUCCUUCCCCAAGGCGGCUGGGAGUCGGUAUGAGGUGAGGGUGGGUGGGUGGCCGGCCAGCCUGCCUGUUGACGGCAACUCCAGGGCUCGUUUCGCGCUGCCUUGCCAGCAUUACCCAUCCUCAGCAGAAACUGGCAGCGGCAGCCACAGCUCAGGCAGGCAGCUCCAGCCCCGGGCUGGGCUUGCAGAAUCUGUCCUUUGCCUUCAAGCCCGGCUUUCAGCUGGGAGAGGGGGAAGAAGGGACAGCAGCAGCAGUUCUUCUGGCUCUUUCUCUGUCUCUGUCUUUCUCUUUCUGUGUUCAAGUCACAUUACAUGGGAUUCUGUUCUUUUGGGACUUCGUCAUCUUUUCCAACAUGUCCUGGGACCUCCGGAUCUGUAACGGGGAUGCUAAGGACACGGUCAGUGGAUUAUCGUGACUGUACUAAUGAAAGGAUUCAAGCUCUCCUGCACUGCCAGUAACUCAAACCGCAGCACACCGGCCUGCUCACCCAUCCUCCGGAAGCGGUCUCGCUCGCCAACCCCGCAGAACCAGGACGGAGACACCAUGGUGGAGAAGGGCUCAGAUCACUCCUCGGACAAAUCCCCGUCCACACCAGAGCAGGGUGUGCAGCGCAGCUGCUCCUCCCAGUCCGGCCGGAGUGGCGGCAAAAAUUCCAAGUCUCACAAGCGCCUCUCAAAAAAAAGCCAGAGUUGGUAUAAUGUAUUAAGCCCCACUUACAAGCAGAGAAAUGAAGACUUCAGAAAGCUCUUUAAGCAACUUCCAGACACGGAGCGCCUCAUCGUUGAUUACUCAUGUGCACUCCAAAGAGACAUUCUUCUUCAGGGCCGACUCUACCUCUCUGAAAAUUGGAUCUGCUUCUAUAGCAACAUCUUCCGCUGGGAAACUCUGCUGACAGUCCGUUUGAAAGACAUCUGCUCCAUGACUAAAGAAAAAACAGCUCGCCUCAUUCCCAAUGCCAUCCAAGUUUGCACUGAUUCAGAAAAGCACUUCUUCACUUCGUUUGGGGCCCGGGAUAGGACGUACAUGAUGAUGUUCCGGCUCUGGCAGAACGCUCUCCUGGAAAAGCCUCUGUGCCCCAAGGAGCUCUGGCACUUUGUUCACCAGUGCUACGGGAACGAGUUGGGCCUCACCAGUGAUGACGAGGACUACGUACCUCCCGAUGACGACUUCAACACGAUGGGCUACUGCGAGGAGAUCCCUGUUGAAGAGAAUGAAGUGAAUGACAGCUCAUCCAAGAGCAGCAUAGAGACCAAGCCGGAUGCCAGUCCACAGCUGCCCAAGAAAUCCAUCACCAACAGCACACUGACAUCCACAGGGAGCAGCGAAGCCCCUGUCUCGUUCGACGGGCUGCCCCUGGAGGAGGAGGUGCUUGAGGGAGACGGGUCCCUGGAGAAGGAGCUUGCCAUCGACAACAUCAUAGGGGAGAAGAUUGAGAUCAUCGCUCCCGUGAACUCCCCUUCACUGGACUUCAACGACAAUGAGGACAUCCCCACGGAGCUCAGCGACUCCUCUGACACCCACGACGAAGGGGAAGUCCAGGCCUUCUAUGAGGACCUGAGCGGUCGGCAGUACGUGAAUGAAGUCUUCAACUUCAGCGUGGACAAGCUCUACGACCUCCUUUUCACCAACUCGCCCUUCCAGCGGGACUUCAUGGAGCAGAGGCGCUUCUCUGAUAUCAUCUUCCAUCCAUGGAAGAAGGAAGAGAAUGGAAACCAGAGCCGAGUGAUCCUCUACACCAUCACCCUCACCAACCCGCUGGCUCCCAAAACCGCCACUGUCAGGGAGACACAGACCAUGUACAAGGCGAGCCAGGAGAGCGAGUGCUACGUGAUCGACGCCGAGGUCCUCACCCACGACGUGCCCUACCACGACUACUUCUACACCAUCAACCGCUACACACUCACCCGCGUGGCUCGGAACAAGAGCCGGCUCAGGGUCUCCACAGAGCUGCGCUAUCGUAAACAGCCCUGGGGGUUGGUGAAAACCUUCAUCGAGAAGAACUUCUGGAGCGGGCUGGAGGACUACUUCCGCCAUCUAGAGAGCGAGCUGGCCAAAACGGAGAGCACCUACCUGGCUGAGAUGCACAGACAGUCUCCCAAAGAGAAGGCCAGCAAGCCCCCAACAGUGCGGAGGAGGAAGCGUCCCCAUGCCCACCUGAGGGUCCCUCACCUGGAAGAGGUGAUGAGCCCUGUCACCACACCCACUGAUGAAGAUGUGGGCCACAGGAUCAAGCAUGUGGCAGGUUCCACGCAGACACGGCACAUCCCCGAGGAUGCCCCCAACGGUUUCCACCUGCAGAGCGUGUCCAAGCUGCUGCUGGUUAUCAGCUGUGUGAUCUGUUUCAGUCUGGUGCUGCUGGUCAUCCUUAACAUGAUGCUCUUCUACAAACUCUGGAUGUUGGAAUACACCACGCAGACCCUCACUGCCUGGCAGGGUCUCAGGCUCCAAGAAAGGUUACCCCAGUCUCAGACAGAAUGGGCCCAGCUCUUAGAGUCCCAACAAAAGUACCACGAUACUGAGCUCCAAAAAUGGAGGGAGAUCAUCAAAUCCUCCGUGAUGCUCCUUGACCAGAUGAAAGACUCACUCAUCAACCUUCAGAACGGCAUCAGGUCCCGUGACUACACGUCCGAAAGCGAGGAGAAGAGGAACCGCUAUCAUUGACAAGGCAGGAGCAGGGGUGGCUGCAAGAGGCCUGUGCAAUACAUGUACAUAGACCAUAUAAAUAUAUAUAUAAAUAUAUAUAUACAGAAUAUAAAUAUAUAUAUAUUAUAUACAGAUUUU